UCGAUAUUUUUAGCAGUCCCUACCAGAAUAUUAGAGUUUAGUAUUUGUUUUCGCGUAAAGUUAUGGCCGGAUUAUUAUACUUAAGUAAAUUGUGCAGUAAAAAGAAGACACUUACAUACACUUUCCACAUUGCAUGCCACAAACAAACUUGUACUCGACUGCAAACGCGUGUGCUUUAUGCCACGCUUGCCAGAUCGGACGAUGAUUCACAGCACAAUUCCAAGUCCAACAAGAGGAUAACACCGUUUACGCCCACACCAGGCAACAAAUUGCUUGGCGGCGUCUUUGCCAAGAAGUUAAAAGGCAGCGGCGGCAACGAUGGCGGCGCAACGCUGGGCAAACUGGACGCACCCGAGGUCACCUCGAAGGACAUGCUGCGCGCCAUGAUGGCGUACAUUUGGCCUAAGGAUGAUGCACUGGUGCGCAAGCGUGUGGGCAUCUCGCUGGGUCUGCUCGCCGGCUCCAAGCUGUUGACCGUGUGUGUGCCAUUUAUGUUCAAAGGCGCCGUGGAUACGAUGACAACGCUGAACAUGGACACAGCGCCGGACGCAGUGUUGUCGGCAGCCACGGCCUUGCUGCUGGGCUAUGGCAUUGCCAGAGCCAGCGCCGCUGGCUUCAAUGAGCUGCGCAACGCUGUGUUCGCCAAGGUGGCCCACCAUUCCAUACGUAAGAUAGCCACCAAUGUGUUCCUGCAUCUGCACAAUCUGGACUUGGCCUUUCAUUUGAACAAGCAGACGGGCGCGCUGUCCAAGACAAUCGAUCGGGGCUCACGUGGCAUUAACUUUGUGCUGUCCGCCAUGGUGUUCAACAUAGUGCCCACCAUAUUUGAGCUGACGCUGGUCUCCAGCUUAUUGGGCAUUAAAUACGGUCUAGCUUUCGCCGGCGUAAGCAUGGGCUGUGUGGGCGUCUAUGCCCUGUACACACUGAGUGUGACGCAGUGGCGCACACGCUUUCGCGUCUACAUGAACCAGGCGGAGAACGAGGCGGGCAACAAGGCUGUUGAUUCGCUGAUCAACUAUGAGACGGUCAAAUAUUUUAACAACGAGAAGUACGAGGCCGGCUGCUAUAAUGAGGUGCUGAAGAAGUACGAGACGGCCAGCUUGAAGACCAGCUCCAGCUUGGCGCUGCUCAAUUUUGGACAGAAUGCGAUCUUUAGCAGCGCGCUUAGCUUAAUUAUGGUGUUGGCCGCCAAGGAGAUUGUCCAGGGCAAUAUGACGGUCGGUGAUCUGGUCAUGGUGAACGGCUUGCUAUUCCAGCUGUCCAUACCAUUGGGCUUUCUGGGCAGCGUGUAUCGCGAGGUACGGCAGGCGCUGCUGGACAUGCAGGCCAUGUUUACGCUCAUGAAUGUGGACAGCGGCAUACAGUCGGCGCCCAAUGCGCAGCCACUCUACGUGGACAACAGCAAUGCGUCUAUUGAGUUUCAGAAUGUUAGUUUCGAGUAUGAGCCGGGCAAGGCCAUUUUUAAGGAUCUGUCGUUUAGCAUACCCGCCGGCAAGAAUGUGGCCAUUGUCGGUGGUUCCGGUUCCGGUAAAUCGUCUAUGGUGCGUUUACUCUUCCGCUUCUUCGAGCCGAAUGCGGGUCGUAUUUUGAUUGGGGGCCAGGACAUCAGCGGCGUUGAACUGGACAGCCUGCGCCGAAGCAUUGCUGUCGUGCCUCAGGACUCCGUGCUCUUCCACAAUACCAUCGAACACAACAUACACUACGGCAACCUGAGCAAAUCGCACCUGGAUGUGCAAAAUGCGGCACGUAUGGCCGAUCUGCAUGAUUCGAUCAUGAGCUGGCCCAAUCAGUACCGCACCCAGGUCGGCGAACGGGGUCUUAAGCUCUCCGGCGGCGAGAAGCAGCGUGUGGCAAUUGCGCGGGCCAUCCUGAAGAACACGCCCAUUCUGAUCUUCGACGAGGCUACCAGCAGCCUGGAUUCCAUCACGGAGCAUAACAUAUUGCAGGCUCUUUCACGCGCUACCUCGGGCCGCACCAGCAUUUGCAUAGCCCAUCGUUUGUCCACAAUCAAGGAUGCCGAUGAGAUUCUGGUACUAGAGAAUGGCUGUGUGGGAGAACGUGGCACUCACAUGGAGUUGCUCAAACAAAAUGGCCUCUAUGCCCGCCUGUGGGAAACCCAGACCCAACAAUUCGAUCCCAGUCGUCGCGCAGAGGAGGCGUCGCAGCAAAAGACAGCGAACGUUCUGUAGUCCUUUUGUUGGCCACGUUGAUCACGUUUUCUAGUUUUAAUGAUGCGCUUUGUUAAUUGACGAGGUCACAAAAUUUUAAGUGCAGAGAUUUGUUAUUAUUUAGGUUGAAAAUAAUAUUGUGUCCGGUUUGUAAAUACAGUUAUACAUAUAAGUA
Drosophila novamexicana is the source of this 2343-nucleotide messenger RNA. RefSeq names its product ATP-binding cassette sub-family B member 7, mitochondrial (gene ABCB7). Gene Ontology annotation, biological process: intracellular iron ion homeostasis; transmembrane transport. Gene Ontology annotation, cellular component: mitochondrial inner membrane. Gene Ontology annotation, molecular function: ATP binding; ATP hydrolysis activity; ABC-type transporter activity. Lineage: Eukaryota; Metazoa; Arthropoda; Insecta; Diptera; Drosophilidae. The coding region runs from base 63 to 2189 and encodes 708 amino acids. The transcript has 6 exons. The record is from RefSeq and is a predicted model, not a curated record.